Molecule: messenger RNA, 1984 nt
Organism: Aphidius gifuensis
Lineage: Eukaryota; Metazoa; Arthropoda; Insecta; Hymenoptera; Braconidae
Product: carcinine transporter-like
Exons: 9
Coding region: 149-1867 (572 amino acids)
Biological process (GO): transmembrane transport
Cellular component (GO): membrane
Molecular function (GO): transmembrane transporter activity
Source: RefSeq, a predicted model, not a curated record
CACAUAAAUUAAUAAAAAAGAAAGAGAGAAAUAUAUAUAAAAAAAAUUUAAAAAACAAUAAACUAACAAACAAGUUAAUUUAAAAAUAUAAAUAUAAACUUAUUGGGUCACUGAUAAAGCCAAAAUUUAUAUUUAAAAAAAUUAAAUCAUGAGAAAAGAAUUAAAAACAAUUGACCAUGAAACAGAGGCAAAUGAAAGAACAGCAUUGCGACAAAAAUUUGAAUCAAUUGAUGAUGUUCUACCAUUUGUUGGAAAUUUUGGAAAAUAUCAAAUAUAUUUAUUAAUUGCAUUAUUUCCAUACUGUAUAAUAUAUUCAAAUUUAUAUUUUUCAACAUUUUUUUUAACACUUGUACCACAAGAACACUGGUGCCAAGUUGAUGAAUUUAAAAACCUCAAUUUAACAAUGGAACAAAGAGUUAAAGCAGCAAUUCCAUCAUCAAAUGAAUAUCCCUACUAUGAUAAAUGUCAUAAAAAAAAUUUAAAUUACACACAAUUAUUAUCGAGUGAUAAUAUAAAUAAUUUAAAUAAUAUUGAAGAAUGGAAAACUAAUGAAACAAUUGAGUGUAAUAAAUGGGAAUAUAAUAUGUCUGUUGUUCCAUAUCUCAGUAUUGGUAGUGAGCUAGGCUGGGUAUGUGACCAGGAAUAUUUAAUAUCAUCAGCCCAAGCAAUUUUUUUUUGUGGCUCAAUACUUGGUGGUUUUAUAUUUGGCUGGAUUGCUGAUCAUAAAGGACGUAUACCAGCUUUGGUACUAUGUAAUUUUAUUGGACUAGCUGGUACAAUUGCAACAGCAAAUGCAACAACAUUUUAUGGAUUUGCAUUGUGUCGUUUUAUUACUGGUUUUGCAUUUGAUAAUUGCAUCAACAUUCCACUUAUUUUAGUUGUAGAAUAUAUGUCAGUUAAAAGACGUACGUUAGUUUUUAAUAUUGCAUUUGGUGUACAUUUUGCAAUUGGCAGUACAUUAUUACCAUGGGUUGCUUAUUAUGUUGCUAAUUGGAGACACCUAGCAUACAUUGUUGCAAUACCAAUGAUUUUUGGAUUAUUUACACCAUGGAUAUUGCCAGAAAGUGCACGGUGGUAUGCAACUAAAGGAAAAUGGGAAAAAGUAAUAGCAAAUUUAAAAAAAAUAUCAAAAAUAAAUGGCAUGAAUCCAGAUCCAAUGAUUUAUGAUAAUUAUGUGAGAAAUGCUAGUAAUGCACACAAGUGUAAUGAAUCAGCAACAUUAUUGGAUUUAUUUAAAACACCAAGACUUGCUAGAACAACAAUUUUAAUUAUUGCAUUUUGGACAAUGACAAUAAUUUGUUUUGAUGGACAUGUUUAUUCAUUAAAGUUACUUCAAAGUUCUGUAUUUGUAUCAUUUUCAUUGGCAUCAGCAACAGAAUUACCAGCUGGUUUAUUGGUGACAUUGAUACUUGAUCGUUUAGGACGUCGUUUUUGUGGUUUUAUAACAAUAACUGGAAUUGGUAUUUGUAGUUUUGCUGAGUUAUAUUUACCAGCUCCUGGAGCAAAAUUAGCAUCAUCAGUUAUGGCACGUUUUUGUGGUAAUAUGGCUGCAAAUAUUGGUCUUCAAUAUGCAGCUGAAGUAUUACCAACACCAGUUAGAGGACAAGGUGUUGCAUUGGUACAUAUUUUUGGUAUUUUAGCACAUGCUGUUGCACCUUACAUCACUGAUCUUGUUUUUAUAUGGACUGGUCUACCAAUGAUGUUUUUGGGUGUAACAGCACUUUUAACUGGAUUAUUGGUGCUAUUUCUACCAGAAACACUUGGACGUGAUCUACCUCAGACACUUCAACAGGGUGAAGAUUUUAGCAGAGGUGAUAAAUUUUGGUCAUUUCCAUUUUGUAAUAAACAAGAAAAUGAAAAUGAUUAAAAAAACUUAAUUUCAACUUAAAUAUAAUACUUUAACAAUUACCAUUUUUAUCUUACAAAAAAAAAAAUUUUAUAAAUGAAAUAAUAAAUGAAAAUAAAUGAUUUAUAUUAUUAUUUA